CACACACACACAUUCGGCCUGUCACACACACACGCACACGGCCACGCAGAAAGCGCCUUUGCCUGCUCAAACCCUCCUAAAGCUGUUUUUCUGCUGGAGACCAACGAGAGCCAACAGCUGCCUCUGCUGAGGACAGACAAGAGGAACAGAGGGACGGGAGGAGAGAGGAAAAACACCAAAAGCCUCUUGAACUUCUGGCUCGGUGACUCCAGCAGUCCAGUCGAGUCCAGCGAGGGAGUGUUUUAUUGUUUCUUCUUUCCCUACGUGACACAAGGGGGACGAAGAGAGAAGAGGGAUCUGGAGUUCACGCCGCACGUACUUGAGAGUGAAUGGGUUGCCAUGGUUACUCACCCAGGGAGCCUGACCUGUGCGGAGUGAAUGGAGGGAGCGCCCCGGACACCAAGUGACACGACAAACUAACCAGAAGGAGAGUCGCCGGAGAACGCGAGAGGGAGCGAAGAGAAGCAAGGCAGAGCAGAAUAAGUGGAGCAGAGAGUCUCAGAAUGGAGGACGGCUUUUCCAGCUACAGCAGCUUGUAUGACACCUCGUCGCUGCUGCAGUUUUGCAAUGAUGACAGUGCGUCCGCAUCCAGCAGCAUGGAAGUCACGGACCGCAUCGCCUCCCUGGAGCAGAGGGUCCAGAUGCAGGAGGACGAGAUCCAGCUGCUCAAGUCCGCUCUGGCCGACGUGGUCCGCAGGCUCAACCAAUCUGAGGAGCAGCAGGCCAUGAGCUCACGACGAGGGCCCACUAAAGAGCCUACUUUGAUGAGAAAGUCUCCCUCAGCAGACAGCCAUGUUGGGAAGUCAGCCCGGCCGAUGAUCGCCACCCUGCCAUUACGACCCUCGGUGAACAACGGGACCAUCGUACCAAAGAAAAGUGGUGGCACUCUGCCAUCCCCAUCUGGUUCUGGAUCCAGAAAGGACACCAGCGCGCCAUCUAGCAGAAGCACGGUGAGGAGAGCCAACUCCAACGAGCACGUGGGUUCUCUCACACGGAAAGAUUCGGGUGACUCCAAAGGCAACAGAACUCGUGCGGGGUCCACGGGAAGUAAUUCCAGCAGCAAAAGAAGUGACAGCAAGCAGAGGGACCCAGUGUUCAAUGCAGGGAUGCGACGUGUGACCCACUGCAAAGAGGAAGGUUAUGUGAAAAUGUAUCUAAAAGGCCGCCCUAUCACCAUGUUCAUGCCCAAAGACCAAGUGGAAGGCUACUGUCUGGAGGCGAGAGCUGACCUUCCAGUCAACAAACUGAAACUGGACUGGGUAUACGGUUACCGCGGACGAGACUGCCGCUCAAAUCUUUACCUGUUGCCCACCGGGGAAACCGUGUAUUUCAUUGCCUCAGUCGUGGUCCUGUUCAAUGUAGAUGAGCGGCUACAGAGACACUACACUGGACACACAGACGACAUUAAAUGCUUGGCAGUCCACCCUGAUAAAAUUACCAUAGCAACCGGGCAGGUGGCCGGCACCUCCUCUGAGGGUAAAUUGGCUCCACAUAUUCGUGUGUGGGACUCAGUCAGCCUCAACACCCUCCACGUUCUGGGGGCCGCCUACUUUGAGCGAGCCCUUGUCUGCUUGGCUUUUUCCAAGUCGAACGGAGGAAACACGCUCUGCGUUGUUGACGACUCUAAUGACCACGUGCUGUCGGUCUGGGACUGGCAGCGAGAAGACAGACUGGCUGAGGUUAAGAGCUCCAACGAGACAGUCUUCGCUGCAGAUUUUCACCCGACUGACAGCAAGAUCCUGGUGACCUGCGGCAAGUCCCAUCUCCAUUUUUGGAGCUUGGAGAAAGGCGUCCUGGUCAAAAAACAAGGCCUUUUUGAAAAACAGGAGAAGCCCAGGUUUGUUUUAUGUGUGACCUUUGCAGAAAAUGGAGACACUAUCACAGGAGACUCCAGUGGGAACAUCUUAGUGUGGGGGAAAGGCACUAAUCGCAUCAGCCAUGUCGUCCAAGGAGCUCACGAGGGCAGCAUCUUUGCCCUGUGCAUGCUGAGGAACGGCACGCUGGUGUCCGGAGGUAAAGACUGCCGGCUCAUCUCUUGGGACAGCAGCUACCAGCAGAUCCAAACAUUGGAGGUUCCUGAAUUGUUUGGUCCAAUCCGGACGGUAGCUGAAGGCAGAGGGGAGACUGUUCUCAUCGGAACCACAAAGAAUUUUGUACUACAAGGCACCUUAGAUGGAGAGUUCCUGCCCAUCACACAGGGUCACACUGACGAACUGUGGGGUCUGGCCGUCCAUCCCAGUAAGCCUCACUUUGUCACCUGUGGCUAUGACCGGCAAGUUAGUCUGUGGGACUCCAGUUCACAUCAGCUCCUCUGGAGUAAAAACAUGGAAGACUCUGCCCAGUCAGCAGACUUCCAUCCGUCCGGAGCUGUGGUUGCCAUAGGAACGCAGACUGGCAGGUGGCUGGUACUGGACACUGACUCCAAGGAUUUAGUCACCGUACACACAGAUGGCAAUGAACAGCUUUCUGUUAUCAGCUUUGGCCCAGAUGGUAACUUCCUAGCCAUUGGCUCUCAUGACAACUACAUUUACAUCUAUGCUGUGGCAGAAAAUGGCAGGAAGUACAGCAGAGUGGGCAAGUGCUCGGGUCACUCAAGUUUCAUCACCCACUUGGACUGGUCAGUGGACACGCAGUACCUGGUGUCAAACUCAGGAGACUAUGAGAUACUCUACUGGAUCCCAUCUGUGUGCAAACAGGUGGUCAGCAUGGAGACCAUCAGAGAUAUUGAAUGGGCCACACACACCUGCACUCUUGGCUUUCAGGUUUUUGGUAUGUGGUCCGACGGCUCAGACGGCACCGACAUCAAUGCUGCCAGCAGGUCCAACGAUAAAAGCCUUCUCGCUACCGGGGAUGACUUUGGGAAGGUUCACCUCUUCUCAUAUCCCAGUUCUCAAUUCAGGGCUCCCAGCCAUGUUUACGGUUGCCAUAGCAGUCACGUGACCAACGUGAGCUUCCUGCAUAACGACAGCUGCCUGGUGUCGACGGGAGGGAAGGACAUGAGUGUGAUGCAAUGGAGGAUAGUUUGAGUGACAAGACGGCACUUGCAGCUCGAAGCUGCGCCACGAGAGAACUGAACCAAGUGGAAAUGCCUAAAAGGUGGAUCUGGACUGAGGUGGACUAACAUAGGGUUUUGUUUGUGGUUCUGCUUUCAGGUGCCACAAAGAGAUGAACUUGGUGAGGUGUUGCUUAGUGUUUCUCCUUUUUUUUUUUUUGCAUUGAAUCACACUACAUGUAAAAACUGUAAUAUACCAGUUAACACUUACAUGGAACAUAUCCAACAACAAAAAGAACCAAAGGCUUACAUUUUUCACUGAAUUUGUGCAGUUGUGUACGCUUCUGACACAGCAUUUGGACUAAAGGUUUGUGUGGACUGACUAUAAUCGAUUGACAUGCAAACUAUAUUGUCUCAACCCACUCAGGAAACCACUGGAAUAAUCACAUUAAUAUGACGCUCAAUAAAAGGCGCAUAGUUUAUUGGCAGACAUGAACACUUCACACAACAAGGAGGUUAUGAUAACUGGAUACUUGUAGAUGAUCCAGUUAUGAUUCAAGCCGACUGAAGUGAACAGGAGUAAAGGCUCCAAACGUAUGUGCGGUAAUAAUUAGUGCAUCAGUGUUUUUUUGCCAUGAACAGUAUCUUUCUGUUGAAGGGUGAGACCGUAUCACUGUAACUGUCUGAUGCGCACCAUCAGUCCAGGCAAGAUAUUUAAUUUGUCUUUUUAUCCUUUAACCAGCUUGAUAGCGGCUAGCGCAGAAUUUAGUUGCGUCAUCGAGCUUUUAGGAAACCACUCAUGCUUCCAUUCAACCCUGUGAUCUGUUAGUUGAUCUACUGUAAGCUAGCAUUUCACACUGGGAUGUUAUUCUGAUUGGAGUAAAAGAUUGUGAGGGGAAUGCUGUGAACUGGAAUAUGUCCUCCUGUACAAUUACCACUGUACAUUUAACUUUUGU
This is a messenger RNA of Nerophis lumbriciformis (worm pipefish), 3948 nucleotides long. It is a transcript of the gene eml1, whose product is annotated as EMAP like 1. Gene Ontology annotation, biological process: microtubule cytoskeleton organization. Gene Ontology annotation, molecular function: microtubule binding. Lineage: Eukaryota; Metazoa; Chordata; Actinopteri; Syngnathiformes; Syngnathidae. The record is from RefSeq and is a predicted model, not a curated record. Gene Ontology annotation, cellular component: mitotic spindle.